Messenger RNA from Durusdinium trenchii, 438 nucleotides. The record is from the annotation of a GenBank genome assembly. NCBI's taxonomy places the organism in Eukaryota, Dinophyceae, Suessiales, Symbiodiniaceae.
AUGAGCAAGAAGUUUGCCCCAGAGGAGGUCUCUGCCCAGGUGCUUCGAAAGCUGAGUGCCGAUGCUGGAAAGUACUUGAGCGCCAAUGUCCAGAAGGCUGUCGUCACUGUCCCAGCCUACUUCAACGACUCCCAGCGUCAGGCCACCAAGGAUGCGGGGAAGAUUGCCGGACUGGACGUGCUGCGUAUUGUGAACGAGCCUACAGCAGCAUCGCUGGCCUAUGGCCUGGAAAAGAAGAACAACGAGACAAUUUUGGUCUUUGACUUGGGAGGUGGCACCUUUGACGUGUCAGUCUUGGAGGUUGGCGACGGUGUUUGCGAAGUCUUGGCCACACACGGCGACACUCACCUGGGUGGCGAUGACUUCGACAAGGUUGUUGUUGAUUGGCUGGCCGAGGAUUUCCAGAAGAAGGAGGCAGGGCGGUUGGCACUUCCUUGA